GAGGUCAAGCCUCACCGUUGAACAGUGUUGAGAAUCGUUCGCAUAUUUGCGAUCGCGAAAAAUCUACUAAAAUAACAUAAAUAAUAAAGAUUGAAAGCAUACAGAGAUUUAAUUAUUUUCCAAGUGAUAAACAUUGAAAGUGAUGUGAACUCGAAGAUGCGGUGCAGUGCUGCAAGUGCCGCAACUUAAUAACAUUCCGAUCGCGCAGAUAUAGAUGUAGCAAGUUAAGAUCGGAGAUCAGGAAUGGACUUGGUGCAAACAUGCAAGAACAACGACGGAGGAGGAGUAGCAGGAGGAGGAGAAGAGUCGACCAGGACGCCCAACAAUAGAGCAUCUUCGUUGACGUUCUCGGUGGGUGACAUCGCCGAUGUUCAGGUGCUGCUCGAAACGCCGAGCCACUACAGCGUGACUACAGUGUUGACUUACUGCAAAAAGAAGAUCCUGAGGCCGUAUCUGUGGCUGCUCAAUUUUGUUGGUUUGAGACCGAUAUGCAUUGAAUGCCAGGACACCUUCUCCUGCGCUGAGUUCUUCAACUACGUCUACACGAUCCACAUUAUCAUGUUCUUGGGCGUCGGUUAUGUGCUACAAUACAUGGCAUGUUUCCGAAGAGACAGAGGUUUCGGUUACAAUAAGCCCAACUUGCUCAGUAGCACACCGGAUUACGUUUUCGAGCAGAUCUGUCGCAGUUCGUUAACCUUCAGCUUCUUCCUUCCGAACAUACUCCACCUUAUGGGCUACGUCUACGCCGUCACUGUUUUCAGAUCUUCGGACGACGAUCAACUGCCCAGCCUCAUGGAGCGGGUGUUCCUGUCGCUGUCCAAUUUGUCCGACUGUUUUGUGUGCCAGAAGAAACUGGUGAGAACUCUAAGAAUCUUCGUGACCGUCAGCGGGAUGUGGAUAAUUUUAUCAUCCGUUUCGGUAAACUACAUGAUGGCAGAAAGCACAAUAGAAUUCAAGUGGAUCGAUAAAAAUUCUCAGGCGAUGGUACUUCUGAUUAAGAUAUUGCUGGUGAUUUGCACGCUGUGGCACGACAUGGUCCAAGCCAUCAUCAUCUUAAAUUAUUGCUUACAAGCGCAACUCCUCACAGCCUAUUUGAGCUUUCUCAGAGCCAAACUGAUACAACAACCAUUACUUCCCACCGAAUGGAUGAAGGAUAUAGAGGAGUUCCGUAAGCUGCUGAUGUUCCUUAAUUACCAUCUGGCGCCUGCAGUCUGCGUCUUCACUCUGGUGAACGUCUCGUAUGCCGUUUCGGGAAUUCUCUGGAUCCUAGACAUUGAUAAUCUGGACAGAGAGUCCGUCUCAACUAUUGGAAUCAACAUCAUGAACGUUUCCUUGUGGUCGUUCAUCGCGCUAGUCCCUUUCGUACAGGCUGCAAAAUUAACGAACGUGUGCGAAAUCAUCCGUGGCAUCGGACACGAAGUACGAACGCGACCGUUCGUUCACCAAUCAACGCCCGGGCACAAACUCGACUCCAUCCUUCUGUACUGCUCGAGUUUGAGGAUGAAUGCAACACUUUUCGGUGUUCCCAUCACCAUCAGGUACCUUGGAUUCUUCGUCACACUCUGUGGUGUCAUCAUCCUAGUUUUAGGCCAACUGCAUUAUCUCAAUGCAAAGUGAUCAUACAUUUAUUUUAAUAUGUUUUCUCUCUUUUCAUUUUACUAACUUAUGUCUUCUCGUGUGUCUUUUGAAGAAGCAUUUAGGAUGAUGAAAGUUCAAUUAAUUUUUAUAAAACGUAAAUACCCCUGUUAUUUCUUUUUAAUGAUAUAAUUAGUCUUUUAAAUUUGUAUGUGCUACAAAUAUAUGUUUAAUGUUU
Molecule: messenger RNA, 1813 nt
Organism: Nicrophorus vespilloides
Lineage: Eukaryota; Metazoa; Arthropoda; Insecta; Coleoptera; Silphidae
Gene: GrlHz
Exons: 8
Coding region: 244-1617 (457 amino acids)
Source: RefSeq, a predicted model, not a curated record